This is a messenger RNA of Odobenus rosmarus divergens (Pacific walrus), 2341 nucleotides long. RefSeq names its product coiled-coil domain containing 91 (gene CCDC91). Gene Ontology annotation, biological process: Golgi to lysosome transport. Gene Ontology annotation, cellular component: trans-Golgi network. NCBI's taxonomy places the organism in Eukaryota, Metazoa, Chordata, Mammalia, Carnivora, Odobenidae. The transcript is spliced from 12 exons. The record is from RefSeq and is a predicted model, not a curated record. The coding region runs from base 17 to 1342 and encodes 441 amino acids.
CAGGUGCACUUGAAGAAUGGAUGAUGAUGAUUUUGGUGGUUUUGAGGCUGCAGAGAUUUUUGAUGGUGGAAAUGGUGAAACCCAAACUACCUCUCCUGCCAUUCCUUGGGCUGCUUUUCCUACAGUAUCUGGAGUCCAUCUUUCUCCAGCUUCUCCUGAGAUUAUACUGGACCAUGACCAUGCUACUUCAGUUGGCUGCCUCUCUUCUGAGCCCAUCAUUUCAUCACCAGAAAAUACACGCACAGACAACAGCAUUGUCAGUCAAACUGUUCCUAAAGCACAGAUUCAGCAAUCAACACACACUCAUCUGGAUAUCUCACUUUUUCCAUUGGGUUUAAAUGAUGAGAAAAGUAAUGGAACAAUUGCUCUUGUGGAUGAUUCUGAGGAUCCUGGAGCCAAUGUAUCAAACAUACAGCUUCAGCAGAAAAUUUCAAGUCUGGAGAUUAAACUCAAAGUUUCUGAAGAAGAAAAACAGAGAAUUAAAAAGGAUGUGGAAUCAUUGAUGGAAAAGCAUAGUGUCUUAGAAAAAGAUUUCCUUAAAGAAAAAGAGCAAGAGGCCGUUUCUUUUCAAGAUAGAUACAGAGAACUUCAGGAAAAACAUAAACAAGAAUUGGAAGACAUGAGGAAAGCUGGUCAUGAAGCUCUCAGCAUUAUUGUGGAUGAAUAUAAGGCACUACUGCAGUCUUCAGUUAAGCAACAAGUAGAAGCUAUUGAAAAACAGUACAUUUCUGCAAUUGAGAAACAAGCACACAAGUGUGAAGAGUUGUUAAAUACUCAGCAUCAGAGGCUCCUUGAAAUGCUAGAUACGGAGAAGGAACUGUUGAAAGAAAAAAUAAAGGAAGCUUUGGUUCAGCAAUCUCAAGAACAAAAGGAGAUAUUGGAAAAAUGUUUGGAAGAAGAAAGGCAAAGAAAUAAAGAGGCAUUAGUAUCUGCUACAAAGCUUGAGAAAGAAGCAAUGAAGGAUGCAGUUUUAAAAGCCAUAGAAGAAGAAAGAAAAAAUUUGGAAAAAGCCCAUGCUGAAGAAAGAGAGUUAUGGAAGACUGAACAUGCAAAAGAUCAAGAAAAAGUAUCUCAGGCAAUUCAAAAAGCUAUACAAGAACAAAGAAAAAUAAGUCAGGAAACUGUCAAGGCAGCAAUAAUAGAAGAGCAAAAGCGAAGUGAAAAGGCUGUGGAAGAGGCAGUGAAGAGAACAAGAGAUGAACUGAUAGAGUAUGUAAAAGAACAGAAAAGACUUGAUCAAGUCAUCCGCCAAAGAAGCCUGUCCAGUUUGGAACUGUUCCUCUCUUGUGCUCAGAAACAGUUAAGUGCGCUAAUAGCUACAGAACCAGUUGACAUUGAAUAAAGAGAACAUGACAAGCUAACCCACACUGGCAAUGGAGAAAUCAUUAGACCUCUAAAAUACAUGCUGUGAAUUAUAAAGAUGUUUUUGUUUUCCUUCCAAACCUUGGAGAAUUGAUUUACACUUCAAGGGUAAACCAAACCAGUAUUUAGAAGAACUAUCACGAGAUCUAAUUUAUUUUCUUUUGUUUUCUCCUUUACGUUUACUGUCAUUUUCUUAGGAUCAGUAGCUGUAGUAGCAGCAACGGAAAGUAUGAUGUGACCCAAGAGCCGCUGAAAAUUGCCACAUUACCAAAAGCUAAUUAAACUUAAUAGCCUCUUGUGGCCUAUUAUAUUGUAUUUGGCAAAAAUAGUAAAUAUCUUUACUUAUUGCUUCACAGUGACUCUUGAUAAGAUUCUAGAAUGUAAUCAUACAUUUAUUUGAUUUUGAGGAUAGAAACAGCAUGGACUGCAACAUCACUUAUUUGUCUAUGUAACUUCGAUAUAAAACACUGAUAUGACAAAGAGUCAUUCUGAUAUUACCAGACCCCUUUUUUGUAGUAGGAUCUAUGUAUUUUCAUCGGUAGCAAUUAAAAAUACUGAACAUUAUUAUAUUAAUUCAGCUUUGAUCUGACGUACUGCCUGAAGGGGUAUGUGUGUGAUAUAUGCUUAUUUCCUGUUUCUAUUCUUCAAAGUCACUAUAAAUCAAUAAAAUCAUUUUUCUUAUUAAUCAUAUUGUGAACUUAAUCUCUAGAAAGAUAAUAUAACUUAGCCAUUCAUAGGAAUUCAGGUUCAAAUAUAAAAGAUAUAAAAUCCUUUCCCAGUACUUAAUGUAUGGGGAUGUACUUAAAUCAUGAGCAAUGUACUUUACUGCGAAAUCAUGGGUUUUUUAACAUCAAAACUAAAAUGCUGUCAUUAAAAUGUAUGCAAACAUUUUGUCUUGUUUUCUGAAAUGCUUCUAUUUCCGUGGGCUUUGUACUUUUCUGGAAUUUCUCAAUGAGUAAUAAAAAGAACUCCAAAAACU